Molecule: messenger RNA, 1203 nt
Organism: Paramecium tetraurelia
Lineage: Eukaryota; Ciliophora; Oligohymenophorea; Peniculida; Parameciidae
Exons: 3
Biological process (GO): carbohydrate metabolic process; nucleotide-sugar metabolic process; regulation of DNA repair
Cellular component (GO): nucleus; cytoplasm
Molecular function (GO): poly(ADP-ribose) glycohydrolase activity
Source: RefSeq, a predicted model, not a curated record
AUGAUUCAAGGAGAUCAAGACUUUGAAUGUCAUUUAGUUGAGAUGCAACUGAAUGACCAAGAAUAUCAAAAUCUAGUUGACAAAGAGGAGACAUUUAUUUAAAUUAACAAAUAAGAUAGUGGGUUUUGUAAUUAUCUUAGAAAUGAUAUUUUAAACGAUAAAACUAAAUUAAAGUAACUAUUAAACAGAAUUAAUAAUCAGUGGAAUUAGAAUUUUAUGGUAGAACUUAAAAGAGAAGAAAUCUUCACUUUGAUUAUAUUAAUGUUCCUUAAUUAAAUAAAUAGAAAACAAUAGUUUGGAGGAUUUUAUAUAAUAAAUAUGGAAAAUUUAAAAAGAACUUAAAUUAGACUUUGUACUCAAAAGAUGCGAUGCAUAGAGAAUUACUUACGUUUAUUCUAUAGGAAUAAAGACAAUCUUUUAGAGAGUUCAUUUGAUAAUAAUGAAAAAGUGCAAUUUAAAAAUUAAGUUGUUAAAUUCAUAAAAAAUAUACAAGAAGUUGAAUUUUCAUUUAAUGAAGGUGACUAAAAGAGCAAAUUAAAUAUAUCUAUUAAUGUAACCAAUCAACGAAAUGAAGAUUAAAAGAAUUCAACUGUUGUUGACUUUGCAGAUCAGAACAUCGGAGGGUUAACAUUAGAUAGUUAUAAUUGUGCUUAGGAGGAAAUUCUUAUGCUUAUUUUUCCAGAAGCUCUAGUAACUAUGAUAUUUAUUCCACCUAUGAAAGAUAAUGAAGCUGUUUUAAUCACUAAUCUAAAGAAGUUCUCUAAAUAUUCUGGAUAUGAGUAAUCUUUCAUCUGCAAAGAAUAAGAAGAUUUAGAAAAGAAUUUCUUUAAUAUGCUUGCUAUUGAUGCAAAACCAUUUAGUAGAAAUAUAGCAUAGUUUAAGAAACAAAAUUUAGACAGAGAAAUACGGAAAUGUUACUCAGGAUUCUCAUUAGCUUUAAAAUACUAACCGAAUAAUGAUAUUUCAACAGGACGAUGGGGAUGUGGUAUAUUUGGAGGAAAUCAGUAUCUGAAAACAAUGAUUCAAUUGAUUUGUUUUGCUUAAGCAAAAUAUGAAACAGAAAAUAGUACAGCAAAAUUGAUAAUCAAUGCUUCCAAUACUCAUAGUCUAAUAACUUUUGUAAAUGAUCUGAAGCAAUAUGAAUAAAUAGUAAAUUUACAGAACCUUACAAUAUUGAUUUAAGAGUUAUCAUAGCGUUUUUGA